AUGAAGUAUCUCGCUACCUUGGCUCUGACUUUCGCCUCCGUCGCAAGCGCCGACUGGGCCCUUUACUGCGGCGACUCUUGCGAUGAUGGCACCCUUGUUGCAUCAGGAUCAGAUGCCGUUGACACAUGCACUACUCUUGGCGAUACAUAUGCCUAUUGCUCCAUCCUCGCUGAUUCCGAGUACUAUGUGAAUUGGUGGAAAGCUAUCUUUUUUGAGAACAGCGAGUGUCUGGUCAACAGUGAUGUGAGUGGAUACCACGAGAGCGCUGGGCUGUUCAACGGCUCCUGCACCAACAGUGGAACUUGGGAGAACUACUAUGUUGUCGUCAAUGCAUAA
Messenger RNA from Penicillium angulare, 336 nucleotides. RefSeq lists its product as uncharacterized. The coding region runs from base 1 to 336 and encodes 111 amino acids. NCBI's taxonomy places the organism in Eukaryota, Fungi, Ascomycota, Eurotiomycetes, Eurotiales, Aspergillaceae. The transcript is spliced from 2 exons. The record is from RefSeq and is a predicted model, not a curated record.